Penicillium chermesinum is the source of this 2526-nucleotide messenger RNA. RefSeq names its product cullin family protein. Gene Ontology annotation, cellular component: Cul3-RING ubiquitin ligase complex. The coding region runs from base 1 to 2526 and encodes 841 amino acids. Gene Ontology annotation, molecular function: ubiquitin protein ligase binding. Gene Ontology annotation, biological process: ubiquitin-dependent protein catabolic process; protein ubiquitination. Lineage: Eukaryota; Fungi; Ascomycota; Eurotiomycetes; Eurotiales; Aspergillaceae. The record is from RefSeq and is a predicted model, not a curated record. The transcript is spliced from 3 exons.
AUGGCGACCAUGAGAGCUCGGCACAAGAUUCGGGCCCCGCGCCGGGGCCUCGUAUCUUCCCAAGUGGACGACUUCGAAAGCAUCUGGGCGACGCUCGCUUCCUCCCUGAACGAAAUCUUUACGAGAAAUGCCUCUCAGCUUUCAUUCGAACAGCUUUAUCGAAAUGCUUACAAGGUCGUGCUCAUGAUGAAGGGCCAAGAGUUAUAUGAUCGAGUGAAAGAGCUCAUUGGCAACUGGCUGCGUGAGAAUGUUCAGAAGACGGUCAUCAACUCUAUCAUUCCGAUUCUGCUUCAAGCUCAUACCGCACAGGCUUCAUCGGAGGUUUAUGACCAGACCAAUGAGCGCCGCGAAGCGGGGGAGAAGUUCCUGGGUGUCUUGACUGAAGCAUGGGAAAAUCACCAGCUGUGCAUGGGCAUGAUCACCGAUGUGCUGAUGUACAUGGAUCGAAUCAUCGCCGUUGAUCAGUCCAAGCCGUCGAUCAAUGUUGUCGCUAUGACCUUGUUCAGAGAUCAUGUUCUCCGAGCAAAAGUCCGUCCAGACGAACCUACCACAGUCUCAGAUCUUCUAGAAUCCACUAUUCUUUUCACGAUCCAGCAGGAGCGAGCCGGACAUGUCAUCAACCGAAUGUUGAUCCGACAUUGCAUUCAAAUGCUGGAGGGUCUCUAUGAAAAUGUGGGAGCAGACCAAAACUCCAAGUUGUAUCUCUCAACAUUCGAGCCUGCUUUCCUCCAACACUCCCGGGAGUUUUACGAAGCCGAGGCACAGCGGCUCCUGGAAGUGGGAGACGCUGCUACCUUCUGCAAGACCGCCUCCCAACGAAUCAUCGAAGAGCAGGAGCGAGCUCGCACAACGCUUUCUUUGCUUACUGAACCGAAGAUCCUUGCCGUUGUGGAUGAAGUUCUCAUUUUGAGGCACAUUGAUGAAGUCGUGCAAUUGGAAGGCACCGGUGUUGUCCAUAUGCUCGAUCAAAACCAGAUGGAUGGUUUGCACAAUGUGUACAUGUUGAAUGCUAGGGUGGACAAUAAGAAGGAGGCACUCACCAAGGUUGUUAGCAAAAAGAUUGUGGAGCUUGGUCAAGAGAUCAAUGCCUCGUCUUUUGCACCCCAGCCCCCUGCACAGCCAGCAGAAAAAGACGCCGAUGGGAAGAAGAGCAAAGAGAAGCCGGUCAAUCAGCAGACCGUAUCCGCUAUCCAAUGGGUGGACGAUAUUUUAGCCCUGAAGGAGAGGUUUGAUAACGUGUGGAGAAAUGCCUUCCAGUCCGACCAGGGUCUUCAAAGCUCCAUUGAGGCCAGUUUCGCGGCUUUCAUUAAUCUUAAGCCUCGCAGCUCUGAGUUCUUGUCUCUCUUCUUCGACGAGAAUCUCAAGAAGGGGAUCAAGGGUAAAACAGAGAGUGAAGUCGACGCACUUCUGGACAACGGCAUUACACUCCUGCGAUACAUCAAAGACAAAGAUCUCUUCGAGACAUAUUACAAGAAGCACCUGUCUCGUCGACUGCUGAUGAAGCGGUCUGUGAGUAUGGAUGCUGAGCGACAGAUGAUCUCCAAGAUGAAGAUGGAGGUUGGCAACCAGUUCACGCAGCGCAUUGAAUCCAUGUUCAAGGACAUGGCUGUGUCAGAGGACUUGACAGCCAGCUACAAGGAGCACAUCGCUCGUAGCGCGGAUCCUGACCAGAAACCGAUCGACCUCGAAAUCAACGUUCUCACCAGUACGAUGUGGCCCAUGGAGAUCAUGUCGAAUGCGAACGACCGCACUCUGGCCUCUCCGACGAUCUUCCCUCGUGAAAUCGAAUCCGUCAAGCAGAGCUUCGAAAAGUUCUAUUUGGGCAAACACAGCGGGCGCAAGCUUUCAUGGCAGUCUUCCAUGGGCACAGCUGAUGUCCGCGCAACGUUUGUCCGCAGCAAUGGAAAGGUCCAGCGUUACGAAUUGAACGUUUCGACUUACAUGCUCAUCAUUCUACUCCUAUUUAACGACCUUCCGGAUGGCGCAAGUCUGACUUGCGAAGAAAUCCAAGGCCGUACUCAAAUCCCAGAACAUGACAUCGUUCGCAACCUCCAAUCUCUCGCUGUGGCGCCCAAAACCCGGGUCCUCCGCAAGGAACCCAUGAGCAAGGAGGUGAAGCCCACCGACAAGUUCUCCUUCAAUAACGAGUUCUCAAGCCCGUUCAUCAAAGUGCGCAUCGGCGUGGUCAGUGGAGGUGCCAACAAGGUCGAGAACCAAGACCAGCGCAAAUCCACAGAGAAGAAGAUGGCCGAAGAGCGUGCCGGUACAAUUGAAGCCGCCAUUGUGCGCAUUAUGAAGUCAGAUUCCCCAUCCAGCUUUUUUUCCUCUUUGAAUAAAAUGCUAAUUAGACGCAGACAACGCAAAACGCUUACACACACUCAAUUGAUCACUGAAGUCCUCUCGCAGCUCUCAUCCCGCUUCGUUCCCGACGUCAACAUGAUCAAGAAGCGCAUCGAGAGUCUGCUUGACCGCGAAUACUUGGAGCGAACCAGCGAAGACCCACCUACAUACGGAUACGUUGCAUGA